CAAUCAAUCAAAGGGACCAUGAAGCUGCUGUUUGUCCUCUCCCGUAGCUGCUUUGCUUCUACUACUAGAACUAGUAGAGCAUCCCAUCAUAGACGUCGCCUACGACCAUUCAGUACUUCCAACAAUGCCGCCCCAAAUCGAUCAGCUGCACAAGAAUACAUCGAUGGAUUGAUCGGUCUACCCCCUCCGGGAAAGCAAGGACAUCAGCACAAUAAUAGCAUGAACCCAGUAGUGCGUGCUCGUGCUGCUAUGGCUCAGGGUCCUCUGUUGCUAUCUGGGUCUUCGUAUCUGUUUCCUACGCUGCGCUUGGAACGACACGACAGUCCCGUUUCUUUGCGAGACCGAUUGGAAAAGGCAAGUCCAUCACCACCUCAUGAUGACAACACUACUACGCCACAACCCAAUAAUAAAGAAAGCAACUGGUGUUGUCCCAUCAUUCUCGAUGCCAGUGCCUUGGCACCGGAUGGAUCUCCCCAUUAUCAGCCACCUCCUCCUGGGUCCUUGACCGAAAUGAUUGCAGUGCUGUCAAGAUUUGGAAUGCACGUCAUUGGAAUCACAAAGCUACCCUCUUCUUCUUUCUUGGCCGAAGAAGCAGCUCAAGCGGGCAUACCGUCUAUAUGGGCCCCUCGACGAGCAGGCUCUGACCCAAAGUUCGACAUGUCACAUGUACUGCAGCUAGUCCAACACAAGCAACGACAAUUCCCAGGACAGAAUCCGCAACCUGAAAAAACAGAGAACGACAGCCACAAAGAACCAGAAACUGCUCAUACAGCCAAUAAAGACAAUCCACUGCAAGAAGAGAAUGUAUCGCAAAGAUCUAUCAAGGAAAGAUUCGCAGCUUCCUCUCAUGUGACUACAGACGAGGACCAAACAAACACAGCAUCUCUGGAACCAGAUAAAGUCUCUGCUGAAGAUGAACAAUCAACAACACCAGAGUCCAACCCAACCAUUCCUCCUGUGGAUGUCAGUUCCAGUUCUACACUUUAUCAUGGAUCUGUACGAUCUGGUCAGCAGGUCCUUUCGGCCAAGGGAAAGUCGCUCGUCAUUGUGGGAUCGGUCAACUCAGGUGGAGAAGUCAUGAGUGACGGGGAUAUUUUCGUAUUUGGCAAGUUGCGAGGGCGGGCAUUUGCGGGUCUUGGAAUGACAACCAACAGUGGUACUGGAGCCAAUUCUUCGUCUUCGUCACCAGCCCGAAUAGUAGCCACGAGCUUUGAUGCCGAACUGGUCGCUGUGGGCGAUACCUUUAUGACGAUUGACAAUGUGGAAGAACUCAACGCGACAACACCCCUCAAAGCUGGCCAGCCAAUCAUGGUCACACGGGUAGAAAAAGGUGAAGCACCUGAAAUCCAGUUCUCGGCAGUGGAUCUGUAAUAAUGAAGCCACGUCUUUGAAGAAGAACAGUGUACAUGUCGUGUCUCAUUAGAAUAUUUCAUCACAAUUUCAAAGGAUGUCAUAAAGUAGAACAAAAUACAGGUCAUACGAUUUUAGCAAAAAGUGACUGAACUAAUAAGUAAGUUUACUCACAAACUGCCGAAUCGCUAAUACAGGUGUGGUACAGUAUCUAUCUAUAUGCAUACAUGCUUCCACGCUAUAGCUGUUACUGGCAAAGCUUCACCAUCCGGCGAGUGCAGACACAUGUAAGGAAAUCUUUCAUAAUCAUAGAACAAAUAGUAGUUGGAAGAUCCAAGGAAACUCUUCCACUU
Seminavis robusta is the source of this 1703-nucleotide messenger RNA. The record is from the annotation of a GenBank genome assembly. NCBI's taxonomy places the organism in Eukaryota, Bacillariophyta, Bacillariophyceae, Naviculales, Naviculaceae.